Messenger RNA from Elephantulus edwardii (Cape elephant shrew), 801 nucleotides. RefSeq names its product ethylmalonic encephalopathy 1 (gene ETHE1). Gene Ontology annotation, molecular function: sulfur dioxygenase activity. The transcript is spliced from 7 exons. NCBI's taxonomy places the organism in Eukaryota, Metazoa, Chordata, Mammalia, Macroscelidea, Macroscelididae. The record is from RefSeq and is a predicted model, not a curated record. Gene Ontology annotation, biological process: hydrogen sulfide metabolic process; glutathione metabolic process. The coding region runs from base 22 to 786 and encodes 254 amino acids.
UCUGGACCUGGCUUCGGCGCGAUGGCGGGAAAGGCUCUGCUCACGGCGGGCCGGCAGCUUAGCCAACGCGCGGGGUCUGGCGCCCCUAUCCUCCUGCGGCAGAUGUUUGAACCGGUCAGCUGCACCUACACGUACCUGCUGGGUGACAGGGAGUCCCGAGAGGCCGUGCUGAUCGACCCGGUUCUGGAGACCGCGACGCGGGAUGUCCAGCUGGUGAAGGACUUGGGGCUGCGGCUCCUCUACGCUGUGAAUACGCACUGCCACGCGGACCACAUUACGAGCACAGGGGUGCUCCGCUCCCUCCUCCCGGGCUGCCGAUCCGUUAUCUCUCGCCUUAGCGGGGCCCAGGCCGACCUGCACAUCGAAGACGGAGACUCCAUCCGCUUCGGCCGCUUUGCCUUGGAGACCCGGGCCAGCCCUGGCCACACCCCAGGCUGUGUCACCUUUGUCCUGAAUGACCACAGCAUGGCCUUCACUGGAGAUGCCUUGCUAAUCCGAGGGUGUGGACGGACAGACUUCCAGGAAGGCUGUGCUAAGACUUUAUAUCACUCGGUCCACGAAAAGAUCUUCACUCUGCCAGGCGACUGUCUCAUCUACCCAGCUCACGAUUAUCGCGGGCUCACAGUGUCCACUGUGGAGGAGGAACGGACUUUGAACCCUCGGCUGACGCUCAGCUGUGAGGAAUUUAUCAAGGUCAUGGACAACUUGAACUUGCCCAAGCCUCAGAAGAUAGAUGUUGCUGUUCCAGCCAACAUGCGCUGUGGGAUCCAGACACCCCCCUCUUGACCUCACUAUCAGGUG